CUCCGGUGCCAAAAGAAAAGUGCAGAUCCUGGGGCUCCAGGGGUGAAAGUGGUGUGAGACUGGGUUAUUUCUGCAGUGUGGAGGCAGCCUUGAACCCUGUUCAUAUUCAGCCAGAGCUGUUGAAUUCAGUGCAAUCCAUUUCUGUGGAGACAGAGGCCCAGAGACCCCUUCUUUGGGGGGAUCAUGUGGGACGACGAUGAAGACGACGAUAAUGACGAUGGUGGUCCCUCCUUUGAGGCGAGAGGCUUUGAGGACUUUGGGUUCGGGUUCACCUUUGGCCCAGGAGGGAUGCGUUUCCGCAAUGCCUUUGGGUUUGAGGAGCUCUUUCGGGACUUCAAUGACCUCUUCAGCGAGAUGGGGACCUUGGGCUUGCCUUCGCGGCCUUUCGUGUUCCCUGGAGUAGAAGCACCGCCACCGACUGACCCAUCUCUCACGAAGAGGCAGACGCUGCGAGAUUCAAUGCUCAAAUACCCGGACAACCACCGACCCAGCGCCAGAGCACUGGAGGAGAGCUUGAGUCCUCCAGCUCCAGAGAAGAGGCCUUGGCGUUCCUUCCAAGGGCUGCACGAGAAUCAGCCGGCUCCUGCAAACAUCCCAAAAGAGGAUGGAGACCUAGAUUUGCGUGUCAAAUCCGAAGGCCUUGAAACUAUCCUGCCAUCAGCCCAACCCCGGUCUUAUUUCAAAAGCGUCUCCAUCACAAAAGUGGUGGCACCAGAUGGGACAAUUGAGGAACGCCGGACGGUGCGUGACAAUCAAGGCCAUGAGGAGACAGUUGUCACUCACCGGGGCGGAGGGGAACCAAUUCUGGAUGGUGGCCGGCUGGGAGGACCAGGCCCACGCCACGGAGAGAACCUGAAUGACUCUUCUUCCAUCCUGGACACCUUCUUCCGUCGUUGGUUCUCAAGCCGGUAGUGCUGCCUAGUGAGUAGCAUUAGAGGUGACACUCGCUGCUCUCUGUCCCACCUUGGAAGCCAACUACGACUCCAGCUCCUGCCUUGUAUCUAAUUUCUUUCUUGUGUGACUUCAGCUGCUGGAUUGUCCCUCUGUCUUCUGAGAAGGCCUUGCAGCCAAGAAAAAUGACAAUGAAAUAAAGUCUCUAUUUAUUCUUUGAA
Molecule: messenger RNA, 1112 nt
Organism: Sceloporus undulatus (fence lizard)
Lineage: Eukaryota; Metazoa; Chordata; Lepidosauria; Squamata; Phrynosomatidae
Gene: HAX1
Product: HCLS1 associated protein X-1
Exons: 8
Coding region: 184-912 (242 amino acids)
Biological process (GO): regulation of actin filament polymerization; negative regulation of apoptotic process
Cellular component (GO): sarcoplasmic reticulum; clathrin-coated vesicle; mitochondrion
Source: RefSeq, a predicted model, not a curated record